AUGAGCCAAGUGGAUUGCAGGACCCUGUGCUUCAGCAUAUUCUACUACAAGACACAAAAGUACCUCCUCACCACUGACAUCAGGGUGGGACUCCUUUACCGGCUGACACAGUUAGGCAUUCUGUUGUACCUGCUCUGGUGGGUGUUCCUGGAACAGAAAAGCUACCAGACGAUAGACAAUUCAAUUGAGAGCUCCGUCAUUAGCAAGAUCAAAGGCACCUCCUACAGAAACAGUUCAGAUUCUGGGAAUAAUUUCUGGGAUUCAACUGACUUCGUCCUUCCCUCCCUGGGAGAAAAUGUUUUCUUCAUUAUCACCAACCUGAUUAUGACUCCAAACCAGCGGCAAACUACCUGUGCUGAGAGCCCCAAAAACCCAAAUGCUCAGUGCUCCCAGGACAGCGACUGCCCUAAAGGAAAAUCUGUUAUUCGAGGGAAUGGAGUGAUGACUGGCAACUGUUUGAUAGCGGGAGGCGAUGGCAGUGGCACAUGUGAGAUCUUUGCCUGGUGCCCAUUGGAGAACUCACCCCAUUCCAAGAAAAUAGUUUUGGAAAAUGCUGAAAACUUUACGAUCUACGUCAAGAAUCACAUCCGCUUCUCCAAAUUCAACAUUUCCAAGACCAAUUUACGAGAAGCCCAAAGCAAAUCCUAUCUGAAAUCCUGCCGCUUUGGUCCGGACAGUAUGGACUGCCCUAUCUUCCGAGUGGGUAAUCUGGUCAACUAUUCUGGGAAUAAUUUCCAGGCAAUGGCCAAGGACGGUGGGGUGAUAGAGAUCCAGAUGCAUUGGGACUGUAAUCUGGAUUUUACCACGGUCUGCAAGCUCCAUUACUCCUUCCACCGACUGGACAAUUCAAACAGCGUUUCCGGUGGAUACAACUUCAGAUUUGCUAGGUAUUAUCAAGAUGCCAAUGGGGUAGAGUUGCGCAAGCUGAUGAAGGUCUAUGGGAUCCGAUUUGACGUGCUGGUGAGUGGCAGGGCUGGAAAGUUCAGUAUCAUUCCUGUGGUCAUCAACGUGGGCACAAGUUUAGCCUUGUUGAGCGCCGCGACUUUUAUCUGUGACUUAGUGCUCCUUUACCUGGUCAAAAAAAGGCGCAUAUACCGAGAUAAAAAGUACGAGGAAAUAGUUUCCCACAAGAAACUACCCGUCUAA
Monodelphis domestica (gray short-tailed opossum) is the source of this 1146-nucleotide messenger RNA. NCBI's taxonomy places the organism in Eukaryota, Metazoa, Chordata, Mammalia, Didelphimorphia, Didelphidae. The record is from RefSeq and is a predicted model, not a curated record.